Salvia splendens (bonfire salvia) is the source of this 853-nucleotide messenger RNA. RefSeq names its product light-harvesting complex-like protein 3 isotype 1, chloroplastic. The transcript is spliced from 3 exons. Bases 86 to 751 code for a protein of 221 amino acids. Lineage: Eukaryota; Viridiplantae; Streptophyta; Magnoliopsida; Lamiales; Lamiaceae. The record is from RefSeq and is a predicted model, not a curated record.
CCUCAACACCCACCCAUUAAUUAAGAAGAAGAGAUACAUGAGAGAAGAGCAAAACCCACACUAUAUUUUGUUGGUUAACUAAGUGAUGGCAUCGAUUGGCAUAAGUGCUUCCAUACAAAGAGCUUGCAGCUCUCAACAUGUCACCAAGAAAGUGUCUGGUAAUGCACGGACAAAGGUCGCAGGUCUAAAAUUACCGAAAGAACAAGAACACGAACAGCCUUCAUUAACAUUCGUAAAUAACAGCAGCAGCAGCAGCUCAGACCAACAUUCACAACCGAGAUUUCACGACGCUAGAUGGAAGAAUGGGACGUGGGAUCUAAACAUGUUUGUGAAGGAGGGGAGAAUGGAUUGGGAGUCUGUUAUUGUUGCAGAGGCUAGGAGAAGGAAGUUUCUGGAAGUAUAUCCACAAGCCUCAACAAACGAAGAACCGGUGCUGUUCAGGAGCUCCGUUAUACCAUGGUGGGCUUGGAUUCGUCAUUCUCACCUCCCCGAGGCUGAACUGCUCAACGGUCGAGCCGCGAUGGUGGGGUUCUUCAUGGCGUAUGGUGUGGAUGGUUUGACAGGGCUGGAUGUGGUUGGACAGACCGGGAAUGUCAUUUGCAAGGCUGCUCUUCUGCUUACAGUGGUUGGAGUGCUCCUUUUUCGAAGAAAAGAAGAUAUCGGCAAUAUAAAGAAACUAGCUGAUGAAGCCACAUAUUAUGACAAGCAAUGGCAAGCCACCUGGCAAACUCCAAAAGAUUCAGAACAAUAAUAGCUGCUACUACUAUUAUGUUGUUCGCAUUACAUGACUAUCAUAGGAAAAAUUCGAGUUUCAAUGCUUUUAUGCAGUUUUGAGGUUUUACUUUUCUUUUUA